UGUUUGUUACAGAUCAUAAAUUUUGUUUUGUUGAAAAUAAAACCCCAAUCGCCUCUCAAAGAGAUCUGAGUAAUUUUGUUGCGACCAGUUGUAGACUAAUACAUUUUUUAAAAAUUUUGCUCGAUUCCGGCACCGCGCAUGACGCUCGUGAUCCAUCCCUGGUUUUCACCACAGAAGGAGAAGAAAAGUACUGCGAAAAAGUUUGUUUAAAACACACAAAUUGGUCACAACGUCAACCGUUGUUAGCCAAAUUGCAAAUAAGUUCUCAGAGUACAUGUGCUUAAGUACAUCUGAUAUACAUAGGCAAUACUUGUGUGCCACGCGAAUUGAAAUAAAAUUUUUUUUCCUGUCUGGACAAUAACGUAGUCUUUUUCACUCGUUUUGCGCUCUUCGUUUUGCACGCUGCUUCUUUUGGAAUCGUAGGUUGGUUGCAACGCUUUUCUCAUAAAAACUUGGGUCCCAAUCCGAAACAGCUGCCAGUCACCAAACAAUUCCUGGACACGCUUUUUCCCAGCCCUCUCCUGCCAACCAGCAACGAGUAACGUCGUCGUCGUCGAUUUAGCCGGAGGAGCAGCUAAAAUCAAUCAAAAUUAACGCGGACACAGCUACUACGACUGGUGCUGCUGCUGUUGAGCGACGCAGACGUGAACGCUGCUUUUACUACAAAGCGAUGGCGAUGUUGAGCUCCGAUGAGGCGAGCAAAUUGCUCGAUUUCAAUCAAAAGUUGGACAUCAAUCUGCUCGACAAGAUCGUUGAAGCACUCUACUCAUCGCAAGGUGAGCAAUUGCGUUUGGCGCAGGACAUACUUACCACACUGAAGGAGCAUCCAGAGGCAUGGACACGUGUCGACAGCAUACUCGAAUAUUCACAGAAUCAGCAAACCAAGUUCUAUGCGCUUCAAAUUCUCGAGGAGGUGAUCAAGACUCGCUGGAAGGUCCUGCCGCGCAAUCAGUGUGAGGGCAUCAAAAAGUAUGUGGUCAGCCUGAUCAUUAAAACAUCCUCGGAUCCGGCUAUCAUGGAGCAGAACAAAGUUUAUUUAAAUAAACUGAAUAUGAUACUGGUGCAGAUAUUGAAGCGAGAGUGGCCGCGCAACUGGGAGACAUUCAUCAGCGAUAUUGUUGGCGCAUCAAAAACGAACGAGAGUUUGUGCAUGAACAAUAUGGUAAUACUGAAGAAUCUCAGUGAGGAGGUAUUCGACUUUUCGCUGGGGCAGAUAACGCAAACGAAGUCCAAGCAUCUUAAGGAUACGAUGUGCUCGGAAUUUUCGCAAAUCUUUACGCUUUGUCAGUUUGUGCUGGAGAAUUCAAUGAAUGCGGCUCUUAUACAGGUGACACUGGAGACGCUGCUACGCUUUCUCAAUUGGAUACCAUUGGGAUACAUAUUUGAGACGUCACUGAUUGAGACACUGAUCUUUAAGUUUCUCAGCGUACCGAUGUUUCGCAAUGUAACCCUAAAGUGCCUGUCCGAAAUUGCCGGCUUAACGGCAGCCAAUUACAACGAGAACUUUGCGACGCUCUUCAAGGACACGAUGGUGCAACUGGAUCAAAUUAUUGGUCAGAACAUGAACAUGAAUAGCGUCUUUCAGGGUGGCAACGAUACGGAACAAGAACUGGUGCUCAAUCUGGCAAUGUUCCUCUGCACGUUUCUGAAAGAACAUGGCAAACUAGUCGAGGAUGCCAAGUAUGUGGACUAUCUGAAUCAGGCGCUCAUGUAUCUGGUCAUGAUCAGUGAAGUCGAGGAUGUUGAGGUCUUUAAGAUCUGUUUAGAAUACUGGAAUAGCUUGGUGGAGAAUCUGUACAAUACCGAAUUCUUUCAUCCCACACUUGAGUCAUCUAAGCGACAACAAGUGUAUCCACGACGCCGUUUCUAUGCACCCAUCCUGUCCAAGGUGCGCUUCAUAAUGAUAUCACGAAUGGCCAAACCCGAGGAAGUCUUGGUCGUUGAGAAUGAGAACGGCGAAGUGGUUCGUGAGUUUAUGAAAGAUACGAAUUCGAUCAAUUUGUACAAAAAUAUGCGAGAGACUUUGGUUUUCCUCACUCACUUGGAUUGCAUGGACACUGAUCGCAUCAUGACCCUUAAACUACUGAAUCAGGUGAAUGGCACUGAAUUCUCCUGGAAAAAUCUCAACACUCUAUGCUGGGCCAUUGGCUCCAUAUCGGGUGCCUUCUGCGAAGAGGACGAGAAACGAUUUCUGGUCACUGUCAUCAAAGACCUGCUUGGCCUGUGUGAGCAAAAGAAAGGAAAGGACAAUAAGGCUAUCAUUGCAUCCAAUAUUAUGUAUGUGGUUGGGCAGUAUCCGCGUUUUCUGCGUGCUCAUUGGAAAUUCCUAAAGACGGUUGUCAACAAGCUGUUUGAAUUUAUGCACGAAACGCACGAUGGUGUGCAGGACAUGGCUUGUGAUACGUUCAUCAAAAUCGCCAUCAAAUGCCGUCGUUAUUUUGUCACAAUACAGCCCAACGAGGCGUGCACCUUUAUUGACGAGAUCCUUAGCACAAUGAGCAGCAUAAUUUGUGAUCUUCAGCCCCAACAGGUGCAUACGUUCUACGAGGCUGUUGGGUAUAUGAUUUCGGCACAGGUCGAUCAGGUGCAGCAGGAUGCACUUAUUGAACGUUAUAUGCUGCUGCCUAAUCAAGUGUGGGACGACAUUAUAUCGCGUGCAUCGAAAAAUGUAGACUUUCUGAAGAACAUGACAGCGGUGAAACAACUCGGCAGCAUACUGAAGACAAACGUGGCCGCCUGCAAGGCAUUAGGCCAUGCUUAUGUAAUUCAAUUGGGUCGCAUAUAUUUGGAUAUGCUGAAUGUGUAUAAGAUCACGUCGGAGAACAUCAUACAGGCGAUUGAAGUGAAUGGUGUCAAUGUGAACAAUCAGCCUCUAAUUAAAUCAAUGCACGUUGUGAAGAAGGAGACGCUCAAUUUGAUAGCCGAAUGGGUAUCCCGCUCCAAUGACAAUCAAUUAGUUAUGGAUAACUUUAUACCGCCCUUGUUGGAUGCCAUUUUAAUGGAUUAUCAGCGGUGUAAGGUUCCGUCGGCGCGUGAACCCAAAGUACUAAGUGCGAUGGCAACGAUUGUGCACAAACUGCGUCAGCAUAUCACGAAUGAAGUACCAAAAAUCUUUGAUGCUGUAUUUGAAUGCACGCUGGAUAUGAUCAAUAAGAAUUUCGAAGAUUUUCCACAGCAUCGUUUCAGUUUCUAUGAGUUACUGCAGGCUGUCAAUGCGCAUUGCUUCAAGGCGUUCCUCAACAUACCUCCAGCACAAUUUAAGCUGGUCUUCGACUCUGUUGUGUGGGCAUUUAAGCACACGAUGCGCAAUGUUGCUGACAUGGGUUUGAAUAUCUUAUUUAAGAUGCUGCAAAAUCUUGAACAACAUCCGAAUGCGGCGCAGAGUUUCUAUCAGACCUAUUUCACCGAUAUACUUAUGCAAAUCUUCUCAGUGGUAACUGACACUUCGCAUACGGCAGGUUUGCCAAAUCAUGCCAUUAUAUUGGCCUACAUGUUCUCGCUGGUGGAGAAUCGAAAGAUAACUGUCGAUCUGGGGCCCAUACCGGACAAUAUGAUAUUCAUACAAGAAUAUGUGGCCUCAUUGCUAAAGUCGGCAUUUAAUCAUUUAUCAGAUAAUCAGAUCAAAGUCUUUGUCACAGGCCUUUUCAAUUUAGAUGAGAAUGUGCAAGCAUUUAAGGAGCAUUUGAGAGAUUUUCUCAUACAGAUACGCGAGGCCACCGGAGAGGAUGAUUCGGAUCUGUAUCUGGAGGAGCGUGAAGCGGCAUUAGCCGAAGAGCAAUCCAAUAAACGUCAAAUGCAACGUAAUAUUCCGGGCAUGUUGAAUCCGCAUGAAUUGCCAGAGGACAUGCAGGAUGAAUAAAAUAUGCCCUGCAACAUCUGAUUGCGAUUGCAUAUUAGUUGAAGCUUAAGAGAAUGCUGAGAUGAUUGAUGAUAAUAUGAUGUAUGAGUGUUUUCUCAUUUGGAGAAAAAGUAUAAAUGUUUGUUUGAUUGAAUGCAUAUGAGUAUAAACGUUAUAUAUAUAUAUACACACACACACACAACACACACACACACCUAAAUACACACACACACACAAAACAACACAAACAUCCGCAUACUGCUGACAGUUUGCGUAUAUGUUGAAUUAAGUACGAUGAUGCGAUGAUAAGAGAAAUGUUGCGGUUAAGGUGCGCAAUUGCAUACCUUAAUAUGAUUAACAUAUUUUUGCGUACUUGCCGUCACCACCACCAAACAAGCAACCAAACCACGCACCCCCUCCACAUCCUCCUCCUUACUUAGCUGUAAAGUAUCGGCGUUCUAGAUAAGCAAAAUAACGAUCGAUGCAAAAACUUUAUACAUACAACAUAAAAACUUAUAAUGUUUGUUUGAAAUUUUAAGCUGAUUGAACAUAACUGUAGAAAUAUCGUGUAUGAAUGGAAAAUCAAGCGAACACAACUCCCCUCCCUUCCCUGACCUUCACAUACGACUUUUCACACAAGAGAAAAAUAAAUUAAAACACAUUCACGAAAACUAAAUUGUAGUUUGCCCCCCACACAACACAAGCCACAUACAUCAAGAAAUUUAUUGAGUAAUUAUAUGUAGAAACUUGCAUAAAACUCAAUACCGCAAAAAAACAAAAACAAAAUAUAAAUAAAAAAAACAUUUGUAUGUACUACAAGCAUGUAAUGUGCAUUGUAAUGAACUGUACCACAAUAAUCAGCACACACAUAACAACACACACAUUCUCACAUAUGCAAUUGAGCAACAACAAUAGAAAUUCGUAUGCGUAUGAUUGAUUGAUGCAGAUGUUUAAAUUUUUACAUUUAAAUUAGUUUGUACAUUAAUUUAAAUAAAAAUCAAUUAAAACACAACAAGUUA
Molecule: messenger RNA, 4857 nt
Organism: Drosophila albomicans
Lineage: Eukaryota; Metazoa; Arthropoda; Insecta; Diptera; Drosophilidae
Gene: emb
Product: exportin-1
Exons: 7
Coding region: 671-3859 (1062 amino acids)
Biological process (GO): protein export from nucleus; ribosomal small subunit export from nucleus; ribosomal large subunit export from nucleus
Cellular component (GO): cytoplasm; nucleus
Molecular function (GO): nuclear export signal receptor activity; small GTPase binding
Source: RefSeq, a predicted model, not a curated record